Molecule: messenger RNA, 369 nt
Organism: Didymodactylos carnosus
Lineage: Eukaryota; Metazoa; Rotifera; Eurotatoria; Philodinida; Philodinidae
Source: the annotation of a GenBank genome assembly
AUGGGAAGAAAACAAAUAACAGAACGUGGAAAAGAACAGCCAGCAGUAAUAACAAUAGAGAAGGGAAGUCAACAGCAAAGUCGUGACUUAAUGCGUCCAUCUGCAAAUGGACCAGUAUAUUUGCCGAGUGCCGACGGCUUACAUUAUCCUGGCUAUCUCACUUAUCAUGUACAGCGCCCAACCUAUGUAACUAGAGGUGUUGCUCGACCAGCUCAAACAAUCUAUUAUCCUUUUCAUAAUUCUGGUUUAGUUUAUCAACCACCCAAUGCAUGUGUACAUGGUUGGAAACGCGAUGCGUAUGGACGUUGUAAACGGAGAAAACAUCGUCAUCGUGAUUAUCGACUACGAGUUAAACAACAAAAACAGUAG